This is a messenger RNA of Diachasmimorpha longicaudata, 3133 nucleotides long. RefSeq lists its product as uncharacterized. Lineage: Eukaryota; Metazoa; Arthropoda; Insecta; Hymenoptera; Braconidae. The record is from RefSeq and is a predicted model, not a curated record. The coding region runs from base 23 to 1147 and encodes 374 amino acids. The transcript is spliced from 6 exons.
UAAAUUUUUGUGUUGGUACAAGAUGGAAGAAAAUAUGAAGGAGUUGGGAGUGAGAUUCAAUUGCAUUUCUCUGAAACCAAAAUCUCGGCCGAUUUGUGCUGGAAAUAGUUUCAGAAGGUCUGUGAGGUCCUCCUUCUGUCAAAACUCUGCAGGGGAAAAAUCGCAUUAUGCUCCGUGUUCAAAUAAUUAUGUUGAUGAGGAAGACACGUGUAGAUGUUCGUCUGAUGAAGAAAACCCAGUGAACAGCGCGUGCGAUGAUAAUUUCGAUGAAAUUGCAGAGAAAAAUGAAAAUUACAUGGAUAUUGGACAGAGAGAUGAGGCACCCGAGAAACUGCUGAGAAACCAAUAUAAAAGUUCUCACUCUCCUGGCGAGUCUGAGCAUCGUCGUUAUCAUACGCAACGACGAAGAAAUUCAAGACGCGAGUGUGCAAAUAAACAUCGGAGAAAUACCCUCAGGGCGCAACUCUCGCAUCUACUGAGAAAGAUAAAACCAACUCCAGAAAAUUGUGUGCCUGAUAGUACGGAGACCAGACCGGAACCAGAAAUCCUAGCGGAAGUCCUUCUUAUGUCCGAACUUGAAGGCGCUGAUCUCAGCUCGCUGAGCCCAGGCAAUAUAUUUAACAAAGUUUUUGCAGAGUCCUGUGAUUUUACAUCCGCUGUAGAUUGUACAGAUUCCUCCAAUCCUAUACACAACUCUGAGGAUAAAAGAAGCCACAACAAAACCGGAGAGACUAUCUCACUAAUAGAAUCCAACGGCGAGGAAAAUAUCGACGCGGCUGUAGAUGAUACGUUGAGCUACGCCAAUGAAGAAUACGAUGGCUCAACGCAAUAUAAAAGUCUCCCUCCUACAAAUAAAUUUCCAAGAAAUUCCCAACCCUUGGGCUAUACAACUCGUGUGGAAAUAUCCUCGGGGAAUUUGAAUGUGAGACAAAAAAAUCACCGGCUGCCUGGUGAAUUCGAAUUCACUACUAGAGUACAAAUAAAUGGCACUGCUAAACCUCUAUGGUUUCCUGGAUAUGUCCUCAUAAGCUCCAUACAACCAAAUUACCUCCAGAUAACUCCAAAUCCGGAAGCUGCAUUGUCUGAAAUUUGGAGGCUCUGCAGACCCCACAAUAUUCUACCAGCAUCAAAACUCAUUCUCGAAUAAAUAAUACCCUGACAUUUUUCAAAAUAAAUAUGAAUAUCACAGUAUAAUUAGACGUUCGUAUACAAACAAAUCUUCGAACAUUGAGCGGUAAUAAAAAUACCAUCAAUGAAGAAUAAAAUUUCUAAUUUAAACAAGUUGAUAUCAUCCCAAUUCAAUGACUGCAAUAUCUGACCUAAAGACCUCAACUCAACGUGAAAACAUUUCACUUUCAUUUAACAAUAUUUUCGACUUUGUAUCACAGCUAUUUUCCCAGAAUAAAUCAAGUAAGAAAAUCCUUAUCUCAAACCGACAAUAUUUUUCCAUAAAUAAAAAUUUCUCUCUGUCAAGAAAACUCACACGAAACAAACCAUUGCUCUGGUAAUAGUGUGAGGGGCCAGAGCUUCACUAAUCGAUGUACGUGCCUCGUCUACCACCACAGAAAAUUCUCCAAGAAGCAAAACUCAGGAGAGAGUUAUCGAGCACCUCCAUUCGGAUACCCCUCGAGUCACGUAGCAUGACCCAAAAACGUGACUAACCCUUAUUCUUACGCCGAAAUGGGAAGUAUUAAGGGAAAAAAAUAUCACUAGGAACAGGCUUCUCAAUGGAGAAGCAAAUGAAAGAGAAUAAUCCAUUGGCGGAAGAAUGUUGGAAUGUUUUGGGGAUCUGCAUUGACCCACAUGAGAUAUGACAAGAUGUCAAUUAAAGACAUGCAAAUAUAAAAAAAAUUCAACAUCCACAUUCAGCGCAUUUUACAACAACGUUGAAUUGUCAUCCUUCCAUUGAGAAGCAAAAAUCUUUUAAAAGUUGGAGUGAAAAAUAACAUUGACAACAAACAUUAAAAACAUGGAAAGGUAUAAAUGAAAACUUUGUGAUCGAUAUAGGCAUUAUCGUCUAUCUCAUACAUUCGUGAUAAAUUUUAUAGAGUUUGCUUAUUCAACUUUAAAACCCCAUAAAAUAGAAUGAAAAAUACAAAAUACCCCCGUACAUUCCAACUUUCACCGGAAGUAUCGUCUAGAUGAUAACAACUCAGGGAUAAGAGAGAAUCUACAAUGAUUGUGAUCGGAAAUGACACAAAGGCGAUAGGAAAGAGAGAGAUGGAUAAAGAGAGGAAUUGAUCAACGGAAGGAAGCAGGAAGUCACUGGGGAAUCAGUAUACCCUUUGGCAUUGUUUGAAAUCUGCGAAUAGGAUACAAGCCGAUGAAGUAGGGCAACUGAAAAAAAAAAAAUACAUGAGGAAAGCCAUAGGGAGAGAAUAGAAGAUAUGGGCAACUAGAGAGGGGAAUGGAAACAUCCACUAGUCCUCCAACUGACAAAUGGUUGUUUACAAUGGAUUCGCUGGGAGCUUUUGCCUGCAAUUGUAUUCCAACUGGUAUAAGGGGGUGUAAAUUUCUCUGUCUUCACGAGACUGCUGAAUUUUGCAUUGUUCAUUUCAUAUCGCAACAACGGGGGACUAAGGACGAGUUAUGAAAAGGAGUACGAACAGAACAGGAGAUAUGCAUCUUGGUAUUACGGAGUUGCGAUACGAUGGAGAGUUAUUGGGAGAGUCAAGACACUAGUUUUAAAUUAUUUAUUGAGAAUAACAGGGGAGAUAUUGUAAAGGAUCAGUGAUAUAAGUCGUUCCCUCCAUCGAGAACAUUUUUCGUGAUUUUCAAGAGAACGGGGUCCUUGGGCCCAAUAACAUAAAAUAAUAUACGUCACGUGACGAUAAAUGUAUGAUGUACACACGCGACAGCUAAUACUUUUAUCGCUUCAUGCCAUAAAUUACUAAUUCUGUUAAUAAAAUGUAGACAAAUAUUUAUCGGUUAUGAAUUUAAUAAAUUUGGUCAACCCUUACAAUCUCUAAUGAAGAUGUAAAUUUCCCGUUUCGUGAGUGUUUGGAAAGUGGUAAUUCAAUUACCUCAAUUAGAUGAAUUUUUAUGAAUUUCAAAAUCUGUAAAUAAAAGGACUUGAGUACUUCAGAACCAAAAAUUCUCUUGAUCUUCGCUUGUUGUCAUUGAAGAAGAGUUA